Molecule: messenger RNA, 495 nt
Organism: Armigeres subalbatus
Lineage: Eukaryota; Metazoa; Arthropoda; Insecta; Diptera; Culicidae
Exons: 2
Source: RefSeq, a predicted model, not a curated record
AAUGCAAUGGUUGAAAUUGAGGAGGAUGACACAAUAAUGGGAGAGUUAUUGAUCGAUAAUGACGGAAACGUAACCGUUUCAAUGAGCUUUGGCACUACUGAAAAUAUAUGCGUUGGUAAGUUAUUUGUUUAAACAUAAUUGCCAGGGUUUUUCAUUAAUGUUUUCAAUAUUUUAGACUCAACUUCUGGUCACCCUGUUUCCAACAUUCUCAGAGAUACAACAAACGUUGUAUCGCAAACAAGGAAGAAAAGUAUUUCCGAAUUUCUUAAGAUUCCACGACGAAGCGCGAAGCAUCGAAGCUAUACCAAAAAAUACUUUCCCGUUCUGACGGCCGGAGAACGUAUUGAGGAAAUAAGAAAAGCAGAGCAAGAAAAACAAGAAAUGAAAUUCAAAAGAAAGAAAAUUAGAGCAGCAGAACGAACAGAAGCUAGAAGAAGAACCGAAGAAGCCAAGAAGGAGCGGGCCGAGCAGAACGAGCAAAAAAAAGUUGAAUAA